This is a messenger RNA of Vespula vulgaris, 8134 nucleotides long. It is a transcript of the gene lap, whose product is annotated as phosphatidylinositol-binding clathrin assembly protein LAP. NCBI's taxonomy places the organism in Eukaryota, Metazoa, Arthropoda, Insecta, Hymenoptera, Vespidae. Gene Ontology annotation, molecular function: phosphatidylinositol-4,5-bisphosphate binding; SNARE binding; clathrin heavy chain binding. Gene Ontology annotation, biological process: clathrin-dependent endocytosis; synaptic vesicle budding from presynaptic endocytic zone membrane; clathrin coat assembly. Gene Ontology annotation, cellular component: clathrin-coated pit; clathrin-coated vesicle; extrinsic component of presynaptic endocytic zone membrane. The coding region runs from base 772 to 3549 and encodes 925 amino acids. The record is from RefSeq and is a predicted model, not a curated record. The transcript has 19 exons.
AUGAAUGGUGGGGGGAGGAUAGCGAGGUCGCCAUCUUAAAGCAAUUCGCGAUAGCCUCUCGUCGCCGGUGCGAAGCCGAGCUGUGUCGUCGUGGUUGUCGUUUUCGUCGUUCUCGUCGUCGCGAUCAGAGCUGAGCCGUAUUAGCCUGGCGAGCGUGUUAAACGCGAGCGCGAGCUCGUACGGCUCCGGUAGGUGAUAUACGCGAGAAAAAGAGUAGAAAGAGAGAAUUUGGGUGAGGAGAGACAGAAGUAUAUCUGUCGGAGGGACAGUUAAUCAGCGUUUAACGUCUCGUGCGGGAGACACUUAGGUGGUGCCAAUUCGACAUUUCAAUUUCUUUUCCUAUCCCGUGUCUUCCACUAUCUUGUUCGUGUAAUCGUGUUAUCUCUCUCUCUCUCUUUCUCUCUCUCUCUCUCUCUCUCUCUCUCUGUCUCUCUCUGAUCCUCACUUCCUCUUUCUCCCUCUUUCACUCUUCGUUUUCUUCCGAAUCCACGUCUACGAAUAUACAUACGCAUACGUACAUAUUACUUAGAAAGACACACACUGUCUCUCUUUCUCUCUCUCUCUCUCUCUCGUACACACACACACACGCAUACACACAUUUAACUCACAUACACGGAAUCGACACCUCGGUAGUGGCCGUGCGCCGAGUGGUACAUGCUGUUUGAGAGAGUGAUCACAGAAGGAAACGACGAACACUUGCUGACAAAUACGUUCGGUUUUGAAGAGUCGUCGACGUAGGGGAAGGAAAGUGACAGGAAGAAGGACGGCAGUAUGGCGGGACAAACGAUAAACGACAGGCUACUAGCUGCCAGACACAGCAUCGCUGGGCAAGGGCUCGCCAAGUCCGUAUGCAAAGCGACCACCGAGGAGAUGAUAGGUCCCAAAAAGAAGCAUCUCGAUUAUCUCAUUCAUUGUACGAACGAGCCAAACGUUUCGAUACCACAACUCGCUAAUCUUUUGAUAGAACGAUCGCAAAAUACAAAUUGGACGGUCGUUUUUAAAGCUCUCAUAACGGUGCAUCAUAUGCUUUGUUAUGGCAAUGAGAGGUUUACACAAUACUUGGCGUCGAGCAACAGCACGUUUCAGCUCAGCAAUUUCCUCGAUAAAAGCGGAGUACAAGCUGGAGCACGCGUCGGUUACGAUAUGUCACCGUUUAUCAGACGAUAUGCCAAAUACUUGAACGAGAAGGCUCUUUCAUACAGGACGGUUGCAUUUGAUUUCUGCAAAGUCAAAAGAGGAAAAGAAGAUGGCACGUUGCGUACCAUGAAUGCAGAAAAACUACUAAAAACUUUGCCUGUUCUACAAUCGCAAUUGGAUGCACUUCUAGAAUUUGAUUGUACAGCAAACGAUCUUACAAACGGUGUUAUAAACAUGGCAUUUAUGCUUCUAUUCCGAGAUCUCAUACGUUUGUUUGCCUGUUACAAUGAUGGAAUUAUUAAUCUCUUAGAGAAGUAUUUUGACAUGAACAAAAAACAAUGUCGAGAUGCUUUGGAAUUGUAUAAAAAGUUUCUCAUAAGAAUGGAUAGGGUUGGUGACUUUUUAAAAGUAGCAGAGGAUGUUGGUAUCGAUAAAGGCGAUAUACCGGAUUUAACGAAGGCACCGAGUAGUUUGUUAGAUGCGUUAGAACAGCAUCUUGCAUCAUUAGAAGGGAAAAAGGGCUCUGCUGCAAAUACGCCAACUCAAUCGGCAAGCAAUAGAACGAAUAUAAAGUCGGGAGUGUCCGCCCUGUCUUCCACCAGUACCGCAUUUGGAACGGCAGCUAGUAACGCACGGCUCGAUCAUACUGGAAAUGGACAUAUCGACGAAGCAUUGAGGCAACAAGCUCUUGCGGAAGAGGAAGCAGCGAUGAAUCAGUACAAGGCAAAAGUGCAAUCGCCCUCAGGUGGUCCAAGUACAAAUCCUUUCUUGAGUUCUCCUACCAACAAUGCCAAUCAGCCAAUAGUUGAUCUAUUUAGUGCAGCACCAGCAACGGAUAGCCAGCCACAAAAAGCAUCCGAUGAUUUGCUCCAACUGGCAGGAAAUCCUUUCGCAGAUAUGUUUGGUGCACCGCAACAAGCUCCUCCAGCACAGUCUGCACAAGUACAAAAUAAUAUGUGGAUGACCAACGGUAAUGGUUUUGCAGCGACACCAGCAAAUAAUAACUUUGUUACAGAUAAUAGCUUUUCCUCUGUUUUUGGAAAUCAGGAUCAACAGUCAACUGGUGCCCCAGGAACAGCCGGAUCCGUACCCAAUCCCUUUAUGUCCGACUUCCCAACCGCCGCUUCCCAAGCUAGCAAUGCAGCCGCUGCUCUAGGGCUGUUCGAUCAAAGCGGCGUUACUGCCGGUAGUAACGCUGGCGAAGCUCAAGCAGCAGCAGCAGCAACAGCAGCAGCAGCAGCGGCGGCAUCACAAAGCGGCGGAGACCUCUUCAGUGCCGGCGGUCAGGCAGAUCUCUUUGGGGGCGACUCUGCAAUGCUCAAGGCCGCAGAUGGGAGCUCUGGGGACGUCGCGGCCGGCGGUGCACAAGUACCGUCGGCCGUUGCGCCCUCGACUGCUCUUACCUCUGGCAAGUCCACUGCCACGCCGCCUCCCAGACCACCGCCUCCCGCGACAGCUACCAAUGGUACACCACGUGCAUUGUCUCCAGCUGUUAGCGGAGCAUCACCUGGUAGGCCAGCCUCGGGGCCUGCUUCAACUGCCGCCAAUGCAGCCCCGAGCAAGAGUGCAUUCGAUGAUCUAAAUGACAGUAUUCGCAUGGCACUGGGUGGGUCUCCGUCGCGACCGGCACCCCUUGCUCAGCACGCUCCUCCUACGCAACAGCAGCAGCAACAACAGCAACAACAACAACAACAACAGCAACAGCAACCAUCGCAACAACCCGUCCAACAGGGCUUCGCCAUGUUCGACAUGGGAAGUAAUAUGGGGGCCACUGGCCACCCGAUGAUGGCCGGUGGCCAGAUGGUUGGUUACGGUGUUCCUCCGUCGUCUCAAGUACCCCCUGUCGGCUAUGGUUCUCCGGCUAAGCAGGCAAUGUCAGCUGGACAAUCAGCAACUACCGCGGCAGCCAGUGGUAAAGUCCUAACUGGAGAUCUAGAUAGUAGCCUUGCCAGUUUAGCACAGAAUUUGACGAUUAAUAAGAGUACUCAACAGCAAGUUAAGGGAAUGCAAUGGAAUUCUCCAAAAAAUACGGCUAAAACCGGUGGUCCUGCUGGAUGGACACCACAACCAAUGGCAGCUACUACUGGCGCUGGAUAUCGUCCUAUGGGUCAAGGAAUGACGCAACUUCCUGCUACAACCACGUUGGCCUUUCCCCCACAGACAGCACCAUUGGGUAUGCAAGGUAUGCCAAUGGGCAUGCAAGGUAUGCAAGGUAUGAGGCCGAUGAUGGGUACAAUGCCAGGGCCCGCUGCUGGAGGUGGUGGUAUGAUGGUUGCGGGUGGAGCUGCCCCAAUGAUGAUGCCUAAUGCAAAUCCUAUGAUGGGUGCUAAUCUUCAGCAGCAGCAACCACAACCUGCUGCUGCUCAGCCACAAGGCAAUGCUGUUCAACUUGAUCCUUUUGGUGCUCUAUGAAGAGACUAGGAUUUCAAAUGGAAUGACGGAAAGGAAGCACCGAUUUUGUAAAUACUGUGUAAUAUGCUUAGAAAAUAUGCCCUUCUGAUUGAUAUCGAUCUAGGUUAAAUGCUUUUACCUUGAUCGACCUUCGAACUUCGUUCAAAACCACGCUGUUCGUCUCUCACUGUGAAUAUGGUCAAUAUUUAUAUCAUUCUUCUCGCGAUCAUUCGAUCUUAGAUUUGCUAUUUGUAUGUAACAAUUGCCUUGGAGUUUUCAUUGUUGAAUGUAAUAAAAAUUGUUCAAGAUAUGUCGGAUUGAGAUAUAAAAAUUGCGUUUAGAAUCGCACAUACGUAUAAAUGUAUAUGUGCUAUUGUAUAAUCGGAUUUUGAUUCGCAGGUUUUAUAUAUUUCUGCAAUUAUGGACAAAACAUUGCUCUGUGUAUUUUGGAAGCUUUAUAAUAAGUUAUUGCGCUAAAAGGAUGAAAUAUGACUUUUGUCCGGAAAAUAGAAAGAUGGAAUUCAGUGUGAUUCUAAACGUAUUGGAAGAUUAGAUUAGGUACAAUUGGCUGUUGCAUGUGUCUAUCUUACGUAAAAAUGAAAAAAAAAAAAAAAAAAAAAGAUUUCUCGAGCAAAGGCGAUAUUCAAAUAAUAGUUUACAUUGGGCAUCGAUCUAGCACAUCUGUGUAUCGUUAUAUUAUUCUUUUUUUAAAAUUCUUUUUUUUUUUAGAAAUCAUUGGUUUUGGUCCAAGUGGAGGUUCACAAUUAUCCUAUGUUAAAAGUAUUAAAUAAUAAUAAUAAAAUAAUUAUUAAAAUAAUUAAUAAUAAUAAUAAUGAUUACGUAAUGAGAUAUCAGGUGGCGAGAAUAUGCAUAUAUACGUAUGUGCAUGGAAAAUAAAAAAUUAUAAUAUGUAUAUAUGCGUAUAGAAUACCACAAUUCUAUCGAGUUCGAAGGAGAUAAUAAUGAUGAGAACGAAGAAACGAAUAGAGGCGUAUUUCAUAAAUGUUCUCUUUAUUGUACUAUUCCGAAUAUCUUAAUUAGAUAGUUCGUUAUUAUGUAUACAAGAUUAAUCUUAAUUUAAUUCUUUAGAUCUUAAGAAGAUAUAUAUAUAUAUUAAAAAAAAAGAAAAGGUUACACAUACAAUGUUCGCAAAAUUAUAAAUGUAUUCUGAAUAAGUGAUUUAGUAUAAUAUACUAUAUAUAUAUGCAUAUAUACAUAGUCAAUACGAAUACUGUCGCAAAAGGUCUAAUUGAAAUUUGCUCCGCGUACGCAGUUGACUGUAGGUGAAUAAUAUAAUGUUGUUCACAGAGAUUGAUGAACAUUUUUUACUAUUCUUUUCAUUGUUCUUUCUUUCGCAUGUAUUGAUAAAUAUAUAUUAUUUUUCCUGAAAUAAUAGUCAAGAUAUGAUAUUAAUUGCAUACGCCGAGUGAAUGUUCUAUGUAAAAAGAUGUUGCCGUGUACAGUGAUAGAGUAUGAAAAAAGUAGUAUUGACGAUCGAAGCAGCGUACAGUGCUAGUCUAUCUUUAUGCAAGAAGAGAUUUAACGCAGUGCAAUUUUUUGCAAGUGGGAAGACCAAAAUUAUAUGAAUGGAUGAUAUUCUGAUACUGAAAUGUGUAGCUGAUAGAUACAUGGCAGGUUCUGCUUGGCUUAUUAUCAAAUUAAUUAAAAAUUUUCAUCGUAAAAAAAAGGAAAAAAAAGAAAAGACGAAGAAGAAGAUCGCAAUUAUCAGGAAAGAAUAGAUUGAAUUUUUUAAUUAAAUUUUGUAUUAUUAAUUUUACGUUAUAUAUAUAUAUAUAUAUAUAUAUAUAUAUAUAAAAGUAAAUAUACACAUAUAUAGUAUCUCGAUAAUCGCGAACUUCGUUAAUAAAAUUAGCUUAAUCGAAUUCUAUAUUAUAUUUAUUAUUAUUAUUAUUUUAAUUAUUAUUAUUGUUAAUGUUUAUUUAGAAAGGAAAAUUUGUCGAAGAACUUUGUCUUGCACUAUUAGCUGCAGAUUUUCUGUGACUGUCAAUAUGAUCUUCCUGUCUUAUUGCUUAUAUAUAUUUCGGUCUCCUUUAAUAUUCAUUCGAUUAUAUGUAUAUAUAUAUAUAUAUAUAUAUAUAUAUAUAUAUAUAAUUUAUAUUUUUUAAACUACUCGUUUAUAUUAAAAUGAGAUAUGUAGUUAUCAUAAUUUAGGAAAUGUCAGUUUGCUUUAUUUCUUAGCAUUUUUUUUAUAUCGUAGAAUUUCCUCAAAUAUCAUUUAAUAGGCAAUCCAGUACUAAUCAUGAAAAAAAAAUAAGUUGAAUUGUAUAUUUCAUAUAAUUUGUACAGAAAAAGAGGGAGAGGGGGAGAGGAAGAGUGAGUGAAUGAGUGAGAGAGUGAGAGAGAGAAAGAGAGAUAGAAAGCGUCAUUAGAUGUCAUAUAAAUUAAUUACUUGUCGUUAGUAAUUCAUGAUCGAUGAAUUUAAAGUUUUGAUUUAUAAUUCUAUUUUCUUCUUUUUUUCGGCUUCUUGUACAUCAACACGAUCAUUAUUUCUAAAGACUUUGUUAAUGUUUAUUAUAUGUCGUUCAUAGUUGUAAGAACUUCAAGGCACGUACUGAACUAUCUUAAAUUCUAUAUUUGGCGAAAUCGGUGGAUUGUUAACACUAUAUAUAUAUAUAUAUAUAUAUAUGUGCACAUAUAUACACACAUACAUACAUACAUACAUACAUACAUACAUACAUACAUACAUACAUAUAAACACAUACACACACACUUAUAGUGUUAUAAAAAUAUAUAAAUAUACGUAAAUAUAAAACAUACGUAUAUAAAAUUUGCUUAUGAAAAAAUAUAUAGAUUCAUUUAAGUUUCUAAACAAAAAUCUGCUUUGAUAUAGGAAUGUGCAUUGAUAAUGAAUAAAAUAUAUAGAGCGAGUGAAACGAAUAUGUGUAUGUGUGUGUAUGGGUGUAUGUAUGUGUAUAUGUAUGUAUGUACGUAUGUAUGUAUGGAUGGAUGAUGUAUGUAUGUAUGAUGUUUGAUGUAUGUAUGUAUGUAUAUAUUUUUCCGAACGUAGUAAAUUAUUUUCCAUCAAACGAUAUUAGUUUUCUCUUGUUUUUAUAUAUUUUUGUAUGAUGUGGGAAAAGGAAUAACGAAUGUGACGACAAUUAGUUUGUAAAGUAACAGUUGCGGGCCAUGCUAUAUAUACAUAUAUAUAUAGUAUAAUAUAAGAAAAUAUCUCCAGUAGGUUUAGCACAGUAAUUAAGUAACUUUCCUUUUUUUACGUUUCUUGAAUCCAAUAAUUAUACGGGAUGUCGUUGAAAAGAAGUAAGUCAAUUUUUAUUAAUGUAAAAUAAAACAAGACACGAUCGAUGAGUUAAAUUUAAUGAAAAAUCUAAGAAGAAAAUUUCCAUAUUACAUCGAUAUCUAACAUUACUAAUAUUUAAAAUAAUCUAAUAUAUCGAUAAAAUUUAUCUGGUCGAUCAAGUCUGUUCUAUUUCAUAUUGAUUGAAAUUGUUUAUCAUUGUUUCAAUUUUUGUCAAGUAUACUUUGUAAAAAGCGAAAGCGAUCGAGUACCAGACAUUCUUGAAUUUUUUCCUUGGUAGAUGAUAAAGGAAAUAAAGGGAAAAAUAAAAGAAGAAAAAGAAGAAUUACGAUUUGAAAUUUAUGUAUCUAGAAAGAAAUGAAUGAAAAUAUUGUCUAGAAAUCUUUGCCAAGUUUAUGUUUAGGUGCUAUCGUGUGACGUCUGUUAAAGUGUCUUAUCGUAAUAAAUCAUUUCUUCCUUUUAUUGCGUUAAUUCUAUUGGAAUUUUCGAAUUUAGGGUUUCUUUCUUUCUUUUUCAUUUUUCUGGAACGGACACUUUUUACAGGCGUCAACGAAACAACGAGACAGUAAAAGGGAACACCAUUGAAAUAUCUCGUUCGAGAUUGAUUUGUUCACAAUGUUUUAGCAACAAACAUAUCUCCUGUAUGAUUAGAGAUUAUGUAUAUCGAAUGUUCGUCGAGUAUUCUUUUGAAAGAAAUAUCGCAGUGCGUUCCUUUGUGAAACAUUAGAAACUUCUUAAAUCGGUAGAUAGACAAUCGGAAAAGUAUUAAAACAUACAAAAACUAUAGAGAUACAUGAGUAACAUACUUGUUUCAUUAUCGACCAUCGCGUAUCGAUUUCACGGGUAGUCCUAUCGAGAUAUGAGUUCGAUCAUCGUAUUAUAUGUUAAUUAGACGACGAGUAGUUAUAUUAGGAUCGAGAUGAACGUAAGGAAGAUCGCAGGUCGAUCGUUAGAUGAUAAUAGUGUACUGAUUCUUUAACUUAAACAGUCAUGUUCUUAAAGACUGAAGAAUGUAAACGGGAGUAAUCUUCAUCUUUAAUCUAUAGAAAAAGAAAAGGAAAAAAUCGCGAAGACGAGAGAAACGACAAUUGCGUGAUAAAAUUGUUGGAAGAUCGCUAUUGUGUGUCAAUCGACGAACAUUGAAAAGAAAUUUCAUUUUCGUAGAAAAAAGAUUUUCUACGCGUACACAUUUUUUUCGAGAAAAGAUUAUAAGGACAACGAUAAGAAAUGAAAAAAAGAAAAAAAAAGGAAAUAAAAUGAAAUAAAAAAAAAAAAGAAGAAAAAGAAAAAAGAUAAAAGACAAGAAAGUAUCAUCGAAUGUUUCACUCG